Molecule: messenger RNA, 3318 nt
Organism: Paramuricea clavata
Lineage: Eukaryota; Metazoa; Cnidaria; Anthozoa; Malacalcyonacea; Plexauridae
Source: the annotation of a GenBank genome assembly
AUGAAAAAGGUUUGUGAAUAUGAAAUUGGUGGGUCAGGUUUGUUACCACUACACAACAAGUCCUCGUUAUCACCAGAAGAGAUUAGUUCUGAUACUGACUCUGAAACCUUAACGACUGCGUGCCAUCAACCAAGCUUCCUUCACAUGCAUCCACAUUUGACUUCAUGUAAGCAAUUAAAAGCUAUGUGUAGUAAAGCACAUUUGGUGAUGAGAUUAAUUGAAACGAGAAUUGGGCAAGAACCAUUACUUCAGGUGAAAAAAACUUUUGUGUGUUUAUUUCUACCAAAAUACAAAUUUAUAAUUCAAAUGUUCCCAGAAAGGGCGGUUGUUUGGAAGAGUUAGUGAACAGAUACAUAGAAAUUUUCGAAGUAUAAUAAUUCACACAUACAUAUUACCUUAUUAAAGGUUCCAACUUGAGUCGAAAAUGCCCAGGGAGCAUAAGUAUAAGGAAGUCUACAUAGGUGUUCUAUGUUUUUGGCAAUUAUAUUUACUGAUGCCAUUCUUGAAUUUUAAUAUAAUAUAUUUUGCUUUCUUCACACGUGCCAUUUGCUCAAUAUCGAAACUAACUCACCAGAACUUCCAUCACCCUAAAAGGUUUUGUUAUUCUUAUUGAACCUGGUUAUCACAUCCGACUACCUUUCUGUGUGUGCUUUUGUUUGAGAUCUUAUCCCCAUUGCUACAAAGGACAAAAUAUCCCACUACCGUCGCCAAUAUUAUACCGAAUAUUUUCAAGCAGUGGUGGAUUUAUAGGAUUGUUGCACUGUACACUCCUGUUGGCCUUGGGCAACAGGGAUGCAUGGGGUGUGCAAAAUAUUGAAUUUAUCUUACUUUUAAAUGUUUGUGGCAUUCAAAGUUUGUUCUCAGACUUAAGUUUUGGAAUUCAAGGCAGCACCACAGCACCAAUUCAAAAUACUUAUUAGUCCAAUAUUAAUAUUUUUAGUCGGAUACUUUGAUUGAGUAUAACAUUGAAAUGAAUGUAACUGGAACGCCACCUUCAGAUAAAACUGUCUAUCUUUUUCUUGAAGCCAAACGCGUGUUUAUGUCAUGAUUGACUGAUCGAGCGCUCUUCGCAUGCAUGAAAAGACUGGGAGUGGGAAACUUCCGAUUGGAUGUAGUGUUCCAAUUCUAUCCAAUUCAAUGUUGAAUAAUGAAGAAAGCAAAUUCUUAAUUUGGCUGCAAACAUCUAACAUUAUAGUAUUUGAUAAUGAAAAUAUAAAAUAGAAAAGCAAUCAAUAUUCAAGUGUGAAAAAUUAAGAGAAUUGGGAAUUUAUAUUUUAUAUAUUAUUCAACAUAUCUGUAAAUUGUGGCCAAAACUCGUUCCAAAGGCCCAAUAAUUCUUGGGAGGUUUGGGGUCAUGCCCCCCGGAAUAUUUUUAAAAUUUCGAUCCCGGAAAUGACAUCGGCAGCAUUCUGAGAACAAAUUUUGUAAAAAAAGCGUUAAUAAAUUUACAUAACAUCCACUACAAUUAGCAUUUUAGUUCCUGUGCAACUUAUUAUGCUCCAUGGACUUGAAAAUACGUUCUAAUUUUCCUCGUUAUUGUAAUUACUUACAAUAGUAAAAUAUCCUUUGAACAUUAUAUAUAGUCAUUAUUUAAUAUGACAAUUACGUUAUAUAGGUGUGAUUUGUGUUAUUUGGUACAAGAUUUUUGCAGUCUUUCAAAAUUAUUGGGGAGGGGGCUCGGCCCCACCCCUGCCGCCCUCCCCCCUGCCAUAGUGUCCGCCACUGGGUUCGAUGUGCUUUGCUGCUCGCCCAGCUCCCCCCAUAAAAAACUUUGCUGGAUCCACCACUGUUUCAAGACCGAAAAUUAAUUGAAAAUUAGGUACACGUGUUAUCGUCUUGAACACACAAUUUGGCACGCACUAAUUCAUUUACUAACGCUGAAUAUAAAGUGUUCCUUGUCUGGAGUUAAUAUUUUUGUUGGACUUUUACAGGUUUAUAAUAAACUUCUCUCACUCGCAAAAUCUGCUGUUAAAUCAAAAGACAUAAAUUCCUGGCGAAAUAUGCUAUUGUCAACUACGGGGGUAAGUAGGAUUAACACUUAUACUAGAAAUACAUGCAAGACGCCACCAAUGAACGCAAGCUCGCGUUUCUCGCGUCGUGGUAGCCAUGGUAACACGAAUGCACGAUCAUUGUUUCAUUUUUUGUGCAAAACGACAAAGAGGUAUCAGUGCUUAGAUCCAUAGUUUUAACUGAACGACUAACGCUUAUCAUCGUUACCAUCAGAUUUUAAGAAAAGUUAAGUGGACUCUUGAUUGAUACAUGGACAUCAUGCAAUCUCGUACCAAGGCCAUCGUUAAGUGGCUCUGGCCACACAGGUUUGAAAAACGAUCCUGAUUGGUCGAUUUAUUGGACCCAUACCCCCUGUGGUGUUAACGAGCGCGGCCAAUAUGAGUGAAUAUGAUAUAUUUUGCUUUAUUCUGAUUGAAAAUCGACUUCUUUUGACGAUUUUUUGUUGCUUUUCGAUAGGAUAGUGAAUUGUUUUAUGUUAGUUCGACAUGCACGAGACCUAUAUUUGGCCGAAGCUCUAGUAUUAUGAUCGUGAACUUGAUUGUUCGAAAUAAAUAAGUUUUCAAAGGUAAUAAAUCACGGCUAUAAAUAUAUACAUAAAUAUACCUAUACUAUACUGGCUAUACAAUGAGUAUUUAGUUUGAAGAUACCUAAUAUAUUUAAUUUUUUGAAAAGCGGAGCAGAAUGCGCACGGUAAUCUGAGUUAGUCAUUGUUCUAACAGCUCGCUUUUGCAAAAGAUAGAUGGACAACUGAGUAUUAAAUGCCAUCUUGACUUAAAAGUCGCCGCCAAAUUUGCCGUGAUGUUUCGACAAAAAUUUGCCGUGAUGUUUUGAUAAAAAAGUUCGCGUGAUGUACCCAAUUCGCCGUGGCACUUCUGGACCGCUUAAAAAAAUGUUGUUUCCUCAUGUUUUUUUCCCGUGGCCCUUCUGGGAAACCGCUAACAUUUGCUGUUUUGUUUCCAUAAAUAUUUGCCGUGGCACUUCUAGGCCGCUUAAGAAAAUUGUGUGCAUACAUUGUACAAAAUGCAUUGCGAAACCGCGCAAGAACUGAGCUCACAUGUGCUGAGAAAACGCAAGAUGCAAGAAGGUCAACGCGAAGCGCGAACGUAAUGAUUCUUGUUAAACUUUUCUUGUACAAAAUGUGAGAAAUAAUUAUUGGCAAAAUGUUUAAAUACGCUUGUAUGUUUUAUAACUUCUUUUUGUUUCUUUACUUCAUAGUUUCUUCGUUCAAUCUCUAUUGUCUCAGGAAAAGAUCUCAACGUUUUUGUGGAUCAGUGGAUGUAUCCUCAUCAUAUUAUGUUUCUGUACUGA